AUGGAAACGACGGAUGGCUCAGUUGACCUGGAAGCAGGUAGGAUUACGGGGAAUGGGACCCAAGCAGAGCCAACUGGUGCAGAAGGAAAUGAAAGAAUAAGAUAUCCGUGGAUAGAAGAGUCAAUCAAGUUACUGGAAAGUGAUCCUCAGUAUGAAUCUCUGGUGAAACGAUGGAGAUCUGAUAUUAACGGACAAUUUCCCCAAACUGAAAAUUUAGAGGCUCUGGAGGGGUAUGUUAAUAGUCGUUACGGUCGUCUCGUAGCUCCCAUCUACGCAGUGAUCGAAUCGAAACAAGCCGAGCUGUCUAUUCGAACUUUUUCCAAGUCUGAAGAAAGCAAGUUUUGCCAGUCUCUUAGGACGGGAGACGUGAGCGUUGAUUCCCGCGCAGUGGUCAUUGAGCUAUCUUGUUUCGAGUGUUCUAAGCGUAAAGUAGAAGAGGAACAUGUUCCGUAUGAAUUAUGGAAGGCCCUACCUAGCAAGGCCAUCACAGAAGCCCUGGGCUCUACCUACCAUUUGCACCCUUCUAUCUUCCAGAAUAUGAUGCAUAUGAAGGAGCGGAGCUUUUGGACAAGCCCUUCGUGCAAUGGUCGAAGCACAAAGGUUAAUUCUUCGUACAAUCCACUCUCCCAACAUCCUCAAAUGGCUCGAUUGAACUCAACACACAUUUGCAUUAGCAUUGAAGAAAUAUCUUUCACCGGAGAAUCCGUCGAGCCAAAAUGCAAUCUAUGGCUUACAAGUGAUGAUGUCAACAACACAAUUGUUAUCUUCUGGAUGCCAGCAGGAGCGAAAUGCCCAAUGCCGAGAAGAGUGCCUCGUGAUGCGACCACACUCACGACACAGACGUAUACGAACAUCGAUAGAUCCCCAGGAACUGAACUGCCUUUUGAAACCACCACUUACCUGUUGGUAAGUAUAUUAGAGCGGGUUUUGACCGAGAUCAAAGGCUUCUCGCAAUCGCAAAUCCAAGCCGCAAACAAGACCCCCAUCGACUUCGUUCUCCCUUUCCUCGAUAGCUUUGAGCUGCCAUUUUUGUCUAGGAUCAUGGAAUUGCGGGAAUCUCACAAGCUAUGGUACGACCAGCAAAAGCGGAGUUAUGGUCGCCCACAUACUCAAGCUGCGAAGUUUGACUCUUUGAUGUCGCUCGCGUGGAAGAAAAGCCGUUUCUCAAUCGAAAACUUCCAGGAAACGGUUGACCAACUAGAAGAUGUUCACAAUGGGCUCUACUCUCGGUUUAAACAACAUGCCAAGCAAAGUAAAGUGCUAGCAAUCACAAUCGCACGGCAGACCCGUGCUUUACACAAAGGUCGCAUCCUAGAGCAACAUGUCCGCGAGGAGCUUCAAGUGAAUAGUGCAGGCCUGUCACUCCAAGAGUCCAGAAAAUCUAUCGACCAGGCCAACUCAGUCGGCCGUAUAUCAUUUCUGGCAUUUAUCUUUCUUCCCUUAUCUCUAGUGAUGUCUUUUUACGGGAUGAAUAUCUCAGAUAUCACUGGUUCUGGAGCUUCUUGGAAAGCCUUCUUGGGUUCUCUGAUAGCUCUCUGCGUCUUGGUAGUUUUAGUGUGUGCGAUAAUGUGGAAACCCGAAAGCUGGCUUUUAUACACCAACUUUUUGCGUAUUUGUGUCCAAUUUUUCGCACGCCUUGAGCGGUUUCUUACGGAAAUAUGGGAAAUUUUGAUAAUAAUACUUGUCUCCUGGUUUGUAGACCCAGUCAUCAAGCUUGUCAAACGCCUCAAUUGA
Glarea lozoyensis ATCC 20868 is the source of this 1734-nucleotide messenger RNA. RefSeq names its product Magnesium transport protein CorA, transmembrane region. Bases 1 to 1734 code for a protein of 577 amino acids. Gene Ontology annotation, biological process: transmembrane transport; metal ion transport. Gene Ontology annotation, molecular function: metal ion transmembrane transporter activity. The record is from RefSeq and is a predicted model, not a curated record. The transcript is spliced from 3 exons. Gene Ontology annotation, cellular component: membrane. NCBI's taxonomy places the organism in Eukaryota, Fungi, Ascomycota, Leotiomycetes, Helotiales, Helotiaceae.